UGGCUGAGAUAACAGCAGGGGCGGAGUCUGCUUCCAGCACUGCAGUAAUAAAACGCGGCUGCUCCUGACGGUAGUGGAAAACAGAUUUGGAGGAGGUGUCUUGAGUGCAGUCUUCAGCAGGAAUGAACUUUCUCUCAUGCCUUGUGCAUUUCAUACUUUGACAAGUGGACCUUCUGAAGCUGUGGACGUUCUUGGUUCAUCUCCUUUACCGGACUGCUCAACUGCACAACUUUCCUGAUACUUUCUCAAAUCCUGUAAAUUAAACAGAGAUGCUUUCAAAGAUGGUGAACAGUUGUUUUGUCACUCUGGCCAUCCUGUUUCUGUGGCGAGUGGAAGAAAUAGCAGAAGCCUGCAGCUGCUCUCCUGCGCAUCCUCAGCAGGCGUUUUGCUACUCAGACGUCGUUAUCAGGGCAAAGGUGGUUGGAAGCCAGGAGGUUGACGUUGGCAAUGACAUCUACGGCAACUCCAUCAAACAGAUCAAGUAUGACAUCAAGCAGCUCAAGAUGUUCAAAGGUCCUAACCAGGAAUUUGAUGCUGUCUACACUGCGCCCAUUUCUGCAUUGUGUGGAGUGACUCUGGACACCAAUGGCAAGAAGGAGUAUCUUAUCACAGGCACGCUGGCAACUGAUGGGACGAUGCACAUCAAACUGUGUGACUUCAUUGAGCCCUGGGAUGACAUGAGUGCCACCCAGAAGAAGAGCCUGAUCCAGCGCUACGAGAUGGGCUGCGAAUGCAAGAUCACUCACUGCGCCUCCAUCCCGUGCAUGAUCAGCAGCCCAGCAGAGUGCCUGUGGACAGACUGGGUGAUGGAGAAGACAGUCAGUGGAGAGCAGGCCAAACACUAUGCUUGUAUCAAGAGGAGUGAUGACUCUUGUGCCUGGUACAGAGGGGCAGUCCACCCCAAAAAGGAUUUCCUGGAUAUCGAAGACCCUUAACUCCACCACAAUGCAAUGGUCUGAGGAUGACUGCAGUUGAAAUACACCAAGAUAUCAAUACCAAAGAAAAUACAAAUAAAUCCACCAGUAAAAUUGUUAGUUUGUUUUGUUUCUCAUUAAGAAAGCCACAGGGAGUGUUCUUUGUGGUGAAGUUGGACCAAAAAAAACAAAAAACGAAAAAAAAAAAAAUGUUUUUAGUUGCAGGACUCAUUAUGUUUUUAAUCAACAGUCUUAUGAAUUCAGCACUUUCCUAACUUCAAAGCACUUCUUCAUAAACCACUUCUCCUUCAGCUGAAAUAAAGGGCGUCCUCACAAUGCAGUGUUACUGCUAUUAGCAUUUUUGUUCCUGUUUAACCAAAGAUAAUGUUUAAAGUGAAGUAUAAUUUCUAAUAUGAAACACAUACAUACCUAUAACUGAAAGUAUGGCAAUUCUGUGAAUCUGUGUGCUGAUAAAUGGCAACAGCCGGCAAUCAGAGUCCUGAUUGUGACAGCAGAGCUAUCACAACGAGUGAUUGCCGCCUUUUGCCUGUUUUGCUUCAGAUUCUUUCUUGUGCUGAUUAAGCAAAAACUUCUCCCCUCUGUUUUCAAGAAGUGUGGCAAGCCUGUUUGGAGUUAGAGUGUUAUGUUAAUGAUCAUGUUUCAGGUGCCAGCCUGUGCACACAAUCAGCGCUUUUUGCUUUUGUUUGUUGUUUUUUUGUUUUUUUUUCGAAAUAAUCCUGAAUAGACAAGAAUGCACUUUGAACACAACUGUCACAGCAGUCAUAUUGUCUCGAAUGAAAAUGUCUGAAAAAGAGGAUUGAAUCCUCAAUUUUGUAUUUUUUUUAUAUAUUACAGCUCUUCUCUUUGUAAUGCUUUAGUGUAAGAACAUAUUUUAUUUAAGGAUGUUAUAUGAUUCAUCAUAUUCUGUUGAAACAAUGCCCACAUUUUUCUACUUUUGUGACAAAUGACACCAUUGGUAUUUUUUAAAGACGUAAUAUUUUAUCAGAAGUAUAAGAUACAGUUUAUGUGCAUUAAAGGUCAAAUUGUAGGCCUUACUGUUAACUGUCUGACUGGCUCAUCAUUUAGGCCAGUGAAAUAAAGAACAUAUUAUUGUCACUAAUGAUAGAUACAUUUGCAGAGCCAUGGAAAUGAACAUUAAUGUGUCAGGCUAAUGUCAUUUGACUUCAAUAUGAGAGUGUAAAAAGAUUCUUCAUUUGAAACUGUAGUCGAGUACCGUGAUGUCUUGUGCUGGUUUCACAUGAGACUUUUAAGAGAAGGUGAUUUUUUGCAUGCAUGACCAACUGAAACAAUACUGUACAUUUGACUAUUACAUUAAAUGCCAAACCCUA
Scomber scombrus (Atlantic mackerel) is the source of this 2263-nucleotide messenger RNA. RefSeq names its product TIMP metallopeptidase inhibitor 2b (gene timp2b). Gene Ontology annotation, molecular function: protease binding; metalloendopeptidase inhibitor activity. The coding region runs from base 270 to 935 and encodes 221 amino acids. Gene Ontology annotation, cellular component: extracellular matrix. The record is from RefSeq and is a predicted model, not a curated record. Lineage: Eukaryota; Metazoa; Chordata; Actinopteri; Scombriformes; Scombridae. The transcript is spliced from 5 exons. Gene Ontology annotation, biological process: negative regulation of endopeptidase activity; negative regulation of membrane protein ectodomain proteolysis.